Erythranthe guttata (spotted monkey flower) is the source of this 1600-nucleotide messenger RNA. RefSeq names its product zinc knuckle (CCHC-type) family protein. NCBI's taxonomy places the organism in Eukaryota, Viridiplantae, Streptophyta, Magnoliopsida, Lamiales, Phrymaceae. Gene Ontology annotation, molecular function: nucleic acid binding; zinc ion binding. The record is from RefSeq and is a predicted model, not a curated record.
UACCGUUAGUUAAAUCUGUUAAAAGGGGUGAAGAAAAUAAACGGCGCCCUCCAUUUUUACCGUCAAAUACUGACCACACAUUUCGUUCUUGAUCAUCUUUCUCCUCAGUACCCUCUCUCUGCUGCUAUCUUUCACACCAUCCAUGGAGUUCAAGAAAUCUUCUCUCUCUACAUAUACAUUUUCACCUCAGUAAUAAUUAAAAAAAUAGAAAAUAAAGAAUGUGUACUGUGUGGUCAUCAUCGUUAGGGUUGAAGGUCCAUCAAUGGAGGCACAGUAACAAAAAUCUCCGGUAUUGGAUAUUAUUACCACAUCCCAAGAAAAAUUUGAGCUUUGUCUCUUCCCCAAUCACCUCUUCAACAAGUAACGAUAGUUCUUCAUCUUUCAAACAACCCCAUUUGGGGUAUGAUCCUUCUGAAGACCUAUUUGGACUUUCUGCUGAUCCACAACCGAGGAAGGUUGCUUCCGCUGCAACGAGGCCAAGAUCGUGGUUCGGUCCAAACGGUCUGUAUAUACGAGAAUUACCGUGCCCGAGUUGCAGGGGACGAGGCUAUACACAAUGUCCAGAAUGUGGAAUCGAAAGGUCCAGACCAGAUUGCUCACUGUGUAAUGGGAAGGGUAUAGUCACCUGCAAUCAGUGUGUGGGAGAUUGUGUUAUCUGGGAGGAAUCAAUUGACGAACAACCAUGGGAGAAAGCCCGUUCAGUUUCUCCGCUAAAAGUUACGGAAGAUGACGAAGUUGACAAGUUGGAUAUAAAGCUUGACGUGAGGAGAAAAACCAAACGCGUUUAUCGAUCCUCUGCUUCUGAAGUUAAUUUGAAGAUCAGCAGAUCAUUAAAAAGCCUAAAUGCCAGAACUGGAAUAAUUAGUAACAGGAUGAAGAUAAUCCAUCGAGAUCCUACGCUCCAUGCACAAAGAGUUGCUGCGAUUAAGAAAACUAAAGGGACUGCUGCUGCAAGAAAGCAUGCUUCUGAGUCUAUGAAGAACUACUUUUCCGACCCUGAAAAUCGACACAAGAGAAGCAUUUCAAUGAAAGGGAUAAAAUUUUACUGCAGAAACUGUGGAGGGGAGGGUCACAGGAUAAAUUACUGUCCGGAAGUUGAGGUAAACGUCGGUGACAGAAGAUUUAAAUGUCGAUUGUGUGGCGAAAAAGGGCACAACAGAAGAACAUGUCCAAUAUCGAAAAAGCCGAACGAAAAACGGAGCGUAGUUCGUCGGACAAAUCACUGCAAGAUAUGUGGUUUGACUGGUCAUAACCGAAGAACGUGUCCUCAACUAACCCAAGUACAAUCAGCUGCUAAUGUUAAUGCUAAUGCUAAUGCUGAAGGACAAUUUGUCGAGAAAAUAAAGUACACGUGCGGUCUUUGCGGAGAGAAAGGGCACAACAGAAGAACUUGUCCGCAUAAAAAAUGACGACUCGAGUACCGACUUUUCCUACCAAUUAACAUUGAGGAAAAUCUUGAAGAUUACUUGGCAUCUAAUUUUCGUGUUCAAAUGUUAUAAUUAUUGUUCUAAUGUGGUACUCUCUCUGUUUCAAUAUAACUGUCUUUUAAGAUUUCGCCACUAUGUAAGAUACGUAAAUAUGACUAAAUUAUCCUUCCGAC